UGAACGCAUCUCCUGUCUUCGAAGACUAUGGUAAACACAAUAUCUGCCCAAGAGUAAGCUUGUUUCCAGAACUGCGACGAGAUUAUUAAACGUGCAAACGAUUGGCAGUAUGAAAUUGUGAGAAUGAUUAUAUUCACGUAUUGUCCACUUGGUGACAGUGUGUUGUGAUUUCCUCGUAAUUUUAUUACCUAAUCGAUCACUUUUUAAGGAUGGACGACUACUACAAAAAAUCUUGACAAAUAUAAGAAAUGAACUAAAGUGAACCAAAUGAACCAAAAAAAAUUUAUUAACUAAUUGAUCACUUUAUAAGGAUGGACGACUAUUGUGCCCCACAGUGGACAGACUUUACGUGCAGUCCGCAAUUGCCAUCCGAUACUUAUUUUGACACGCAUAUAGAAUACGAAGCGCAUGAACCUUUGUUUCAAUUAAAGUCCAAUUUGAAAUCCAAUUUAUCUGUAUUUUACAAGAACGAUAGUAUAGAUAAAUCAUCAAAUAGAGAAACACAUUUCGAUGAUAGUUUAGAACCUGUCAAAAAUGCAAAAGACAACAGAAUAUAUUUUAUACCGCUUGAUAAUAAAAACCAUUCUGCGAAGACAAAGACUGAGAAUAGUCUAAGCAAAGUUACAAAAAACUUGGCGAAAACAGAUUUCGAUGAUAGCUUAGAACCUGUACAAAAUGCGAAAGACAACAUAACAUUUUUUAUACCGCAUGAUAAUAAAAAGCACUCUGCGAAGCCAAAGACUGAGAAUAGUCUGAGCAAAGUUAUGAAAAACUUGACGCUGAAUGAAAAAUCUCAUAAAAUUGAUUGUUCGUGGAACGUGUGGCAAAGACAAUCUAAAAUGUGUAAAGGCAGACGAUCGCAGCCGAAAGUGCUCACGUGUCAAUAUCGCAGGCACAGUGUAGCAAAGAAUCGCAGACGUUCGAGCCAAUUUGUAAGUUUGGCGGAGGCAGUAUCGAAAUUUCAGACUAAUACACCGCAACGGUUUCGCACAAUCAGUAAUAAAAAUUUAAAGCCGGCCUUGGUGCCGAGAAACCCAAUGAAACUGACUCAUCCAAUUUCUCCGUCGCUGAGAAGCAAGCAGAGAACAAGACGUACUAAUAUUUUAAGUAACGAAGAACGUGAAGCCUUGCAACUUGAAGAAAUGAGGAAACAUCAAAUAAAAGCGAACCCUGUACCACUUAACAUUUUGAAAGCUCCAUCCGCUCUAAAGAAAGUAGAAAAGAAGCCAAUUACCGUUGCAGAAGAAUUUCGUUUAACUCAGCCGAAGAAAACUCAUCACGUAUCGGAUUCAGAAAUAAAUACAACGCAACAUUUUAUAAACAAUACCGUAAAAUGUGCGGAGACUUCCGUAUCGUUUAAUAAAAAACCGGAGAAACUAAAGAAUUUACAGAUCCAAGAUAGCAAUAAAAUAAAAGUCGAAUUUCGUGCGAGACCGGUGCCAAAAUUUGUAAAAUCGGCAAAACCGAUCGAGGAGCAAACUGUGAAGAAACGAACAGUAGUUUCGCAUCCGUUUAGUUUCGCUGAAAGGGACAAAUGUCUUGCUCAAAAGAAAGAAGAAUAUGUUAAACAAAUGCAAGAAAACGAUAAAAAGAAACAAAUAUUUCGUGGGAAUCCUGUGCCAAAUUUGAAGGAAGUCAAAAUACCAAAUCUAAAGAAUGCCGCUAAACCAGUUACAACCAAACAAAUGAAACGUUGCAACAAUCAAGAGAAUAAACAGCCGAAUAUUUGCGUUUCUACAAUCGAUACAAACAAGAAACCGACAAAGCAGAAUAUUAUAAGGAAUAUUAAAAAGAAGGAACGCGCUUCUUAA
Colletes gigas is the source of this 1811-nucleotide messenger RNA. RefSeq lists its product as uncharacterized. Lineage: Eukaryota; Metazoa; Arthropoda; Insecta; Hymenoptera; Colletidae. The transcript is spliced from 2 exons. The coding region runs from base 312 to 1811 and encodes 499 amino acids. The record is from RefSeq and is a predicted model, not a curated record.